Cladocopium goreaui is the source of this 3222-nucleotide messenger RNA. The record is from the annotation of a GenBank genome assembly. Lineage: Eukaryota; Dinophyceae; Suessiales; Symbiodiniaceae.
AUGCCGAAACGUGUAUCAACAGGAUCAACAGCGUCAGGUGGCGGGCGUGCAGCCAAAAGAGUUGCCAAAAGCAAUUCCAAGGAGAGUCUUGAUGACCCGAAGGUGGCCCACGUUCGGCGCAUUUGCGAGUGGCUGUUCGGAGGGGCCGAUCAAUAUUUGAUGAAGAAGUACAGAACCAAGGAUUGCGACCUGAUCGAAUACAGUCCUGACAUGAGCGUCGGGCCGAAAUACUUGCGACCCUGGCAGUUGUCCUUUCGGUCAGAUUUUGGAUUGGCAUCAAUGGCAGAUCCCUUCGACUUGUGUACUUUGAUGGAGCUAAUCUUGACUCAAGGGUUCAGGACAGAUGCCAAUGAAGGAGGAGUGGAAAAGCUGAGUGUGACCGUCCCCAACAAGGCUUGGCUGGAGACUCCUUACAAAGAGCUUGCCCCGCUUGUGGAAGGCAUCUUGCCGCCCUGGUCCGUUGGCUUCGUCAAAGGCUGGAGACGAAGCCUUGCCAUGUUGAUUUGCUGCGAGGGGGUGAGAAGCUUGGGGGUCGAGCUUGCGGAGUUGACCGACAACUUCAAGGCGUCGCUUCGUGUUGUUCAUGGAGCUGUGGGGAGAUAUUCCACAUCCAAAGAGGCUAUUUGGGCAAGCCGUGGAAUCACCCUGAGUUCUACAGCAACACGUCGUCCACCAAACGCCAUGAAUUUUAUUCGGCAACUGGAGAUAUUGAAGAAGAGCGGCGAGGAGUCAGAGUGGCACAACGCCACAGCAGUCGCACGAGCUUUUCAAAUUGGAGAGAAGGAAUCCAAGUCGGUGUGUCACCUUCAGACUUGCAUUCAGAAGGACAUGGUGGCAAAGCUUCGUGAGAGUGUGCGCACCCGUGGGAUGCGACAGUGGCUGACGCAUGCCUUGUUGGCGGCUGAAAUGUUCAAUGUUGGGUGGAGUUCAGGAAAGUCGGGCGCUUUGAUUCCAUGGCAAGGGGAGCUCACGAACCUUGAGGACAACCAGCUUGCCGAGCUCUUUCUGGAGCGUUUGGAAGGGGAUUGGGAUCGUGCAAGCUCGAAAAAACCGUGGCUGUACCGUGAUGCUUGGAGUGUGCACGCAGCAUGUGGUGGCUUCAACGCCAUCAUCGAGCAGCUCAAACAGUCAGUGCCGCAGAAGGACUUCCGGGAGGCUUUGCCAGGACUCGUGGAGCAGUUCAGACUUGGCAUCCUGGAUGGGGACAUCGUCACCUUCUUGGAGACGACUGUCCCUCCAAUUUCCUUGGAGCAGGUGCCUUUCAUCAGGAGUAUGAUCACAACUGUUGAGCAGCGAAAGCUGCGUGAGGCCCAGCAGACUGAGCGAGAACUCGCAGAGAAAGUGAGCCAAGCUACUGUCGAACAUUUGAGGAAGGGACAGGACUACACAAAGGACUUCAUGGACUGGAAGUGCAAGCUGAUCUUCCCCAAGACGCAGGAUCCCAAUGCAGCUGGCAACCACUUUGCGGAGAUCGCUAGCUUCAUUUCAAAGUUUGUGCUGUGCAGUUUGGAUACCUGCGUUUGGCCUCCCAAUUCUGCUUAUGUGAACAACUGCCUGGCAACCCUGGUCAAUGUCCUUCAAAUGUCUCCGAACAAUGCCGGCCAUUGUCAGCUUCCGGUGAUGCAGUCACAGACAACCACUGAUGCAUGGAUCAAACACAGGCGUACAUUGGAGGACGCACUGAAGAAGGGGAGGAUGGACAUCACCACAGGAGUGGCCUUGACCUUUGACAAGACAUCGAGCCAUGCGAAUGACAAGAGGUGUGUGAAUCACCCAUGCCUGUUCGUUACAGCCCUUGACCACCAGCAGGCCAACGCUUGGUUGGGCGCCGCUGCGGUUUCGAAAUGUGUGAUUGGGCCUUGUCAGCUCAUUCGUGUCUCUGACAUGCAAGGCUUUGACCCAGACAACAGAUUUGGUGCUGCAGCACGAACUGAACAGUGGAAGGGCGUGCCAGCUCAUUCGGAGAUCAUUGCCUCCUACCUGCGUGGAAUUGACUGGCAAGAUGGUGACGUGGCAAUCUUUGCUGAUUGUUUGGCGAACAGGUAUGGUGAGUUUGGACAUGCAGUGCUGGACCGCCUCCUGGACAAUACAAUUCGGCGCCCACCGCUUUACUACAUUGGCUGCCUUCGGGAGGACCAGCGAGAUGUUGCUGUGGCCUUGGAGGAGAAGGUGUACAAGCAUUGGGAUUCUUCAGAAUCUGCGCCUCCAGCCCGGCGGCCAACUGAGCCAAUUUCGGAGCCCUCCCUGGAGCUGUUGGGUUGGAGCAGUGGUGCCCCUGUGUUCCCUGAGAACCUGCUGCAGAAGUUUUCUGAAGGGUCAAAUGCUCAUGCAGAUGUCCUUGCCAUGAAGAAAGAACUUGUCCAAGCGUUUCCGGAUGCAGGACGGCGUUCAAGUCAGCGAUCUGAGACAAGCACUUCAAGAGCCGCACCAGCAAGGGCAGCUGGCCGUCCAGACUUUGGGAUCGAUGGCGGUGUUCUGCCACUUGACACCGCGAGGAUCAUUGAGAAAGAGCACAUUGCGCAAAGCGCCUUCGAUGUGGCAAGGAAAGCGUACUGUCCUGCUUCCCGCGGCAAGCCAGCUUUGGUCAUCAGCACCGACUUUGGCUUGUAUGUGGGGAAUGAAAGCGACCAAGAGAUGCAGCUCGUUGCUUCGGAGCUUUGUGGCUUCAACACUGGCUCGUUUCAGCAGAAGGCCAUUGCAGGAUUGGGCGAAUCCGAGCUGGAUGGGCUCUGCUUCCGUUUUAAUUCGGACCUUUCUUUGAUUUCGCACGAGAGGAAGAUUUACUGCAUCGCAGAUUUCCUUCACCAUUGCUGCACAGUACAUGGAGUGGCAGAAUUUGAGUUUGCCAACCACCAGCUCAUUCCCAAGAUGUACUCGACGGACCGGGCUUUUUUUGGGGUGAUGCGGGACCAGACUGAGAAUGCCGAUGCAGAGCAAGUUCCUGUGCCAUAUCGGUACACGUUGACAGCUGCCAGGAACGGUCUCUGCAAUGUUUUCAUGCCAAACUUGCUUGGCCCGGGCGAUGCGAACUUGAGGCAUGCUACGAUCGGGGCUGCAUUUUGUGGCCAUAUGGACAAGUUGCCGCGUGGGCCUGAUGCACAGGUCCUUUGGGAAGUAGAUGUGCAAACCGGAGCUGCCAACCCAAAGAUCGUUGGGAUCAAACCGAAGCUCUACCUCACAGCUGGGAUGGUCCUCCCGCCGAACACAUGGACCAAGCUGUGA